Brenthis ino (lesser marbled fritillary) is the source of this 1539-nucleotide messenger RNA. The record is from the annotation of a GenBank genome assembly. Lineage: Eukaryota; Metazoa; Arthropoda; Insecta; Lepidoptera; Nymphalidae.
AUGAAAUCACAAACUUCUCUUGUAUCGUCAGAAAAUCAAGGUGACCCUACAGUUCUACCUGUCGCGUGCGAACGUACUAUAAUAUAUGAUAUAGAAAAACUUAAAUAUUCUGGUAAAACAUGUGUCCGCGCCUUCAUCCAGGAAGUUGAAGAAUUUGUUUGUUCUAGAGGCAUAACGUAUGAUAGGAUACUGAAUUUCGCAUACGAAAUUUUUACUGGCGAUGCCCUUCAUUGGUAUAGGUACGUAAAGGACAACAUUACAUCAUGGAACGAUUUAGUACGCCUCAAAGACGAUUUUAGUUCUAAGGAUUAUGACUAUCGUCUUUUAGCUGAGAUUAGGUCACGUACUCAGGGUGAAAAUGAGAGUAUAGCUAUUUACUUAUCUAUUAUGCACGGUAUGUUUUCUAGACUAGUUGGUCUACUUGAUUCUGUGUCUUCUAUCUCAGUAUUGGGUAAUGGUAUUCACGAAAAGCUGAUAGACUGUAACGUAGAAAUACUAAAAUGUGACACAAAUUUAAAAUUUACUGCCGCUGGUGGGCAGUCACUAUCUCCAUUAGGUAAAAUAAAAUUACCUGUAACCUUUAGGAAUCAAACUCACACUAUUGAGAUGUUUAUUGUUCCUGAAAUACAAGAUAUACUGAUUUUAGGAACUAUGGGUAGGCCUAAAGAAUGUUCUAGACCAUUCCAGAUGCUAAGUAUGGAUCUUAUUGGUCCACUACCAGUAACUCGAAAACAGAACACUUUUAUUUUUGUAGUUACAUGCUGCUUUUCUAAAUACUCUCUGUUAUUUCCUAUAAAGCGUGCAACCUCGAAUAUUCUUAGUCACAUAUUAGAAGAAAAGGUUUUUCUAGUUCAUGGCAUACCAAGUACAGUUUUAAUGGACAAUAGUAAGCAAUUUACUAGCAGUACAUUUAAGAAUCUGCUUACUAAAUAUGAAAUUCCAAACAUACAAUAUACACCUAAAUAUACACCUCAAGUCAAUACAGUCGAAAGAUAUAAUAAAACGAUAAUAGUUGCUAUUUCCUCGUAUAUUGAGAAUGAUCACCGCUUGUGGGACACUAACAUACCUAAAAUUCAAUUUGCACUCAACUCCUCAGUAAAUGAAGCAACUGGAUUUACUCCAUCUUUCCUUGUAUUUGGUCGUGAACUAGUCCCUUGUGGUUCUCAUUAUAUAGACGUAGAUAUGACUGAAAACAUAAUAUUUUCACCUCGAGAUGAUUACGCGGAAAAUCUAGGAACACUUCAUAAAUGUUUUGAUAAAGUACAAUUAGCGUUGCUCAAAGCGCACUCAAGAAAUAGUAGCUACUAUAAUUUGCGUCGUAAAGUGAAUGAAUUUAAUAUAGGCGAUAUCGUUUGGAAACGAACUUACUAUUUAAGUGAUAAGGAUUCUCGUUUUGCAAAAAAACUGGCUCCUAAAUUUUUAAAAUGCCGUGUAGUAGGCAAGCGAUCUCCACUUAUUUAUGAACUGCAGGACUUUAAUAACAAUAAAAACUUAGGGAUAUGGCACAUGAAAGAUUUGAAAAGGGACGGUAACGUAAAC